AUGUUGUUUUAUAAGCAAUAAUUUUAUAGAAAUAGCGAGGAAUUGUAGUCAUUAAGAAGAUUGCAAAUUGAUUUGCAAGAUGAAUAACUAAAAGAAUUACAAGAUGAUACUUGUGAGAUAACAAUGAAAAUGGUUAGCGAUUUAUUAUAAAUAAUUAUGACACCGAAAAUCGGUCCUUAUUAAAAUAAAAAUUUUUCUGUAUUUAAUUUCCCUAAAUAUAGUUUAAUCUUGAUUUUAGAAUAAAUUAUCCUUAUUCACCCCCUAGCAUAUUUAGCAUAUCUGAUAUACAUCACCCGAACAUAGAUUAUAGGAAUAAAUAAUUCUAUUUACAAUUUAUCGAUAAACAGAACUGGAAGCCGAUAUAUGGGUAAAACAUAAAUAUUAUAUUAAGAUUAUUUGAAAUUAUAAAAGCGAUGAGAUAGACAUUGGUAAAUGUAGAUUUUACAUAUAUUCCAAAUCAGAAUGAUUGUAUUAUUUUGGCACAAACAGUUUUAUGCCCAACCAAUCAAAAUGAUGAUAAACGUUUAGAUUUAUUAUUUGAAAUGAGUGAUAACUUUAAAAUUAAUUUUGAAUUAAAUUAAUAGUCGAAUUUUAUUGGGGAAAAUGAGUAAUAGUAAAAAGAAAACAGCAGCUUAAAUUUCAGUCAAUAGCCAACUAUAAUUAAUCUAUUAAAAACAUAGAGGCAUAGUUAAAAUGAUAAAAUAUUUUAUAUUAAAUAAAAAAAUUGA
Paramecium sonneborni is the source of this 728-nucleotide messenger RNA. Lineage: Eukaryota; Ciliophora; Oligohymenophorea; Peniculida; Parameciidae. The record is from the annotation of a GenBank genome assembly.